This is a messenger RNA of Tuber aestivum (summer truffle), 3298 nucleotides long. Lineage: Eukaryota; Fungi; Ascomycota; Pezizomycetes; Pezizales; Tuberaceae. The record is from the annotation of a GenBank genome assembly.
AUGACCUCUGCUUCAUCCUCUCGGCCUCUGCCUUUCGCUGCUGCGGGCGGUUCAUCAUCUCUAACAACUACUACUUCUAUUCACCAGCAGCCUUUGGCCGUUGGAUCCUUUGCGGCCACUAACGGAUCAACAUCCGUUGCUUCAACCCCUCAAGGAACUCCUCCCCCGCUGAUGGCCCGUAUGGAUUCCGCAGACUCGAAACCAACAAUCUUCACUGUAGGUCUUUUCUGAUAAUUAACUCUCUCUCUCUCUCUAUCGCUUCCCCCCCUUUUUGCUCACAUUCUAAAUUUGAUAGGCCACCUAUUCUGGUGUGUCGGUGUUUGAGAUGCCGGUCAAUAAUGUUGCGGUGAUGCGAAGACGUCAUGACUCAUGGCUGAACGCAACACAAAUUCUCAAGGUGGCUGGGGUUGAGAAGGGGAAACGGACAAAGGUUCUUGAGAAAGAGAUCCUCACGGGGCCCCAUGAGAAGGUUCAGGGCGGUUACGGAAAGUAUCAGGGAACAUGGUUGGGACGCUUUUUCUUCACCUCUUCUCACUCGCUAACAUUGACCCAGGAUUGAUUUUGAACGAGGCCGGGAAUUUUGCCGUGCAUAUGGUGUGGAAGAUCUACUCGCUCCUUUGCUGGAUCUUGACGUGCAGGCGGCUAGUGGUCCAGAUUCGACGCCCACAAAGGAACAAGCCAUGGCUGCCCGGAGGAAACGCAUGUAUAACUCCAGCCUGAACCAGGCGAAUGGUAAUACUGGGCCAUUGUUCCCGCCUAUAUCUGCUACAGUUACAAGUGCCUUUAAUGCGCUCAGUAAAUCAAGUGCUCGCAUGGAUUCGCCGGGGCCCCGAGGCGGAUACUCUCAGCCAGUACCCUCCUCGUCACAAACUACUAUCCGUCCGCAAGAAUCAUUCAGUCAGGAACCAUGGGCAAUCAGCCUUCCCUCGGAAACUAGCUUUUCCCAAUCACAAACUCAACCCGAUUCGGCAUAUGCAUCACAGUCUUUCACUACCGUCGACUCACAGAUCGAAUCUCAGGAGCCUCCACGAAAACGGGUACGUGCUUCCACGCCACCCCAUGAGGCACUACCACCUUGCUUCCCGACACAUCUGGAUACUCUCUCCAAGCCGGUGCAGCCCUUGGUUGUUGAGCAGGUUCCGGAUUCCGAGCGCGCCCGGCAGAUAUUGAUGAAUCUUUUUAUCAAUCCUGAAACUGAUAAUACAGUACUGUCCCAUCUCGAUUCUCUAACCCCGGAUCAGAUUGAUAUUCCUCUUGAUUCAACAGGUAGUGCAGCGAUACAUUGGUCCGCGUCUUUAGCUCGUGUCCCUUUGAUUCGUGCCUUGAUCACUAAGGGAGCUUCAAUUGCCCGUGUGAAUCAUGCUGGCGAGACUGCAUUGGUGCGGGGAUGCUUUGUAACAAAUAACUUUGAUCAGUCUUCUUUCCCCCAGCUUCUCAACCUGCUCCAUCCUACCAUCCCGAUUGCUGAUAACAAUGGUCGAACCAUUCUGCAUCAUAUCGCUGUCAAAUCAGGGAUGAAGGGAAGAAGUGCUGAUAGUCGAUAUUACCUGCAUUGUUUAUUGGAGUUUGUUGCGAAGCACGGGGCUUCAACUACGAGUCAGCGUACCAGUGGCCCAAAGGUUAUGAGCCUUGCAAGAUUUAUCGGGGAGAUUGUCAAUGCACAGGACAAAAGUGGAGACACCGCUUUGAACAUUGCCGCGAGGAUAGGCAAUAAGAGCAUAAUCCAGCAAUUGUUGGAAGUAGGUGCCGAUUCGAGUAUACCAAAUCGUGCGGGCCUGCGGCCGAUAGAUUUUGGAGUCGGUGGAGAACCUGCACCAGUUCCAAGUCGAAGAGAGCAAGGUUGGAUUUUACCCCCAGCGGUUGUACAAAAACGACAGGACAUCAUGAAAGGUAUUCCCUCCCCCCCCCCUCUUUUCUUCCUUUCUGCGACAUGUGCUAAUAUAUUUCUCAAUUGUUUAGCUAUCAAGGGCCUUAUUGCCGGGACAGAGAAAGACUUUCAGGGGGAGAUUGAAGCCAAGCAGGAACAGGUUACCAGUACUCUCAAUAGGUUACGGGAGGUUACCCUAAAGCUUGGGAAGGAGAAAGAAAAAAUGAACCAACUACGGCAGCGAAGUCGACAGCAUUCUGAACUCAAGCAACAUUGUCAGAAUCUUCGCCGAGCGACCGAGGAAGAGAAUGCCAGGCUUCGGGAGAAGGUGGGCAAUACCAACGGUGACAUUCCUGGUCUAAAGGGGGAGCGUUUGGAUCCGGAUCAACCCUUCAGGAUCAAAAUGGAGCUAUUGGCGCAGCCCGGUGACUCCAGAGAUAUUGGAGAGCGUCAGAAAGGGUAUCUCAAGUCCUUACCAUCAACUGCGGUACUGAAAGCCCGGAUCAGAGCCUACGCCACAAAUGAAGAAAACCUGCGCGAGGUUGCGGGUAAACUCCAUGACAAGAGCACAGACCUAGAGGAUAAAUUUAGGAGAGUUGUUGCUCUCUGUACUGGACUUGAAGAGUACAAGAUUGAUUCCCUAUUAGAGGGUCUGGUUCAAGCCGUCGAAAGUGAUCCCGGAGAAGUCGACACAGCUCGAGUCAGCAGCUUUUUGAGGAAGGUUGACGAAAGUACAGGGGCUGACUGAUGAAAGCAUGUUUAUUUUAUUUUUUUUGUCUUUACACUUUUCCCCAUUUCCAUUUGGAAUCUUUAAACUAUCAUUAAUUUCUUUUACUCGCGUUGUCUUCUCUUUCUCGGAUCUGGAACGAUAAAUUUCUGGGUAUGCUUUUUUAUUCAUGACUGCGCGGCGUUUAUAUCUUUGGCACUUGAUUCUUUAGGGUGAUUUUCUUAAUUGGAGGCGGUUGUUUGAGGUAUUUUAUGCUCCCCGAACAUUUCCUCGGGUAAGUUUUCAGGAGGAAGGAUAGCUCCCCAGCAGUUUCAACAGAGGGGAGGGGCUCUGAGGCGUCCGGUUAUCGUGUUUACUCAUCUGGUGAGUGAGGUGUAUUAUAAUGUAGCUUACUUGUUAUUUUUUGUCCUAUUCACGUCUUUUUAAUCACUGUAUUCAGAUUUCUCUCUUGAUUCUGGGGAUCAGUAAAAAAAGAAAAAAAAAGGAAAGAAAGCAAAUACAGUGUAAACUAACCCCCUUGAGUUCUAUCCGUGCUUUGUUUGAUACAUUUUACUAUAAUAAUGACUUCUCGACGUUAUAAAUGUACAGUGUUUGUUUGUUUCCUAUUCUCUCGAUAGUUUUAUGCUCGGAAACUUAAUUGGUACUCGAGGGCUUGUCUGGUAAAAUGUGCAGUACCGUACUGGGGAGCAUGAAUUUAAUUAUGA